This is a messenger RNA of Periophthalmus magnuspinnatus, 1088 nucleotides long. It is a transcript of the gene ftsj1, whose product is annotated as FtsJ RNA 2'-O-methyltransferase 1. The record is from RefSeq and is a predicted model, not a curated record. Lineage: Eukaryota; Metazoa; Chordata; Actinopteri; Gobiiformes; Gobiidae. The coding region runs from base 68 to 997 and encodes 309 amino acids. Gene Ontology annotation, molecular function: tRNA methyltransferase activity. Gene Ontology annotation, cellular component: cytoplasm. The transcript has 11 exons. Gene Ontology annotation, biological process: cytoplasmic translation; tRNA methylation.
CAGCUGUGUGGGUCCUCCCAGCAUCAACAUAACGGAAGCACGCGUUGUAACCAGUAGUAAAGUGAAAAUGGGUCGCUCCUCCAAAGACAAGAGGGACAUUUAUUACCGUCUGGCCAAAGAAGAAGGUUGGAGAGCCAGGAGCGCCUUUAAAUUGCUCCAAAUGGACCAAGAGUUCAACUUGUUCACAGGAGUAAACAGAGCAGUGGAUCUGUGUGCAGCCCCAGGCAGCUGGAGCCAAGUCCUCAGUCGGAAACUCAGAGGUCGAGAAGAGAAGGGUGAUGCUGAAGUAAAGAUUGUUGCUGUUGAUCUCCAGGCAAUGGCUCCUUUACCUGGAGUCACUCAGAUUCAGGGAGACAUCACUAAGAUAUCAACUGCAGAGGAGAUAAUUCGUCAUUUUGAGGGUCAGCCUGCUGAUCUAGUAGUCUGCGAUGGAGCUCCUGAUGUAACUGGACUUCACGAUGUGGACGAGUACAUCCAGGCUCAACUUCUGUUGGCUGCUUUAAACAUCACAACACAUGUACUGAAACGCGGAGGAACAUUUGUUGCCAAAAUUUUCAGAGGAAAGGAUGUUACAUUGCUAUAUUCUCAGUUGAAAAUAUUCUUUAGUGGUGUAACCUGUGCAAAGCCACGCAGCAGCAGGAACUCCAGCAUUGAGGCAUUUGUUGUCUGUCAGAAUUACCAACCUCCUGAAGGCUACAUCCCAAAUAUGUCCAAUCCUUUGCUGGAUCACUCUUAUGAUGUGGACUUUAACCAGUUGGAGGGUCCAAACCGUGUCAUUGUUCCUUUCUUGGCCUGUGGUGACCUCAGUGCAUAUGACUCUGACAGAACUUACCCUCUGCAGUUGGAUGACAGUAAAGAAUACCAAUACACCCCCCCCACACAACUCCCCAUCCAGCCUCCAUACCAGCAGGCCUGCCACCUACGGAGGAACAACCUUCUGUCUAAAGAGGAUGCUCCAUCUGCCUCCAACAACAAUCCAGACUCAGAGUCUUUAUAGUUGCUCUGUUUUUAACAUUUUAUUAAUAAAGACAUGGAUGUCUUUACAUUUAUGCUAUAAUAUUCAUGUAAAUAAAAUGUAUGUAACUCAC